Molecule: messenger RNA, 1987 nt
Organism: Cryptotermes secundus
Lineage: Eukaryota; Metazoa; Arthropoda; Insecta; Blattodea; Kalotermitidae
Exons: 3
Coding region: 764-1930 (388 amino acids)
Source: RefSeq, a predicted model, not a curated record
CGUUGUCAAUCACACAAAUUUGAGAUUCCAGAAACACGUUUUUAACUUUAAUAUUGAGUGCUAUGGUUUUACCGCAUGAUCUUUUAAAAGUAAUGUCAACAGUAGCAACAACGGUCUCUGAGAAGAUCUCCUUACACUUUCUUUCCUUAAAAUGUUUCAGUAUGGGCCUAUAUAUUGCGAUGGGAGAGAACUUCGAAUUUAUACUGAGGCCUAAAAACGCUACUGAGGGAGCCGGAGUAACGCAGUCGAUUUAGCGACACAGGCAACUUCACUCACUUUUUUUUUUACAAAGAUCACUCUUCUGGGAUUCACAUAGUCACAUUUUUAUUCUAACCCUGAAGAUGGGGACACAACUUUCCUCUGAAACGUUAAUGGAGGCAUCAGGUUCCUCCAUGCACACAUCUAACAGACUACAUGGCUAACAUCUCAUGUUCUGCCUUGAAGAAGUAAACCCAAAAGAUUUUCGAAUACCUCUGAGAAGCCCCACUCUUCUACAAGGGAGAUGGAAGCUUGGAGAGUCCUCCGAAACGUCGGUAUUUCUAAACUAUGAGAGGUCACAAUUACUCUUCUGUCCUGAAAACGUUUGCAAGAUGUUCCCCAGAAACGCUGACACCUAUGUACCAAACAGCACGGCCUCACAAUCCUAGAAGACGGCAGUCUUAAGCUUGUAUCACAUUAUCGCUCAAGCCACGCUCACCCUCUCGGGACACUCACUCUCAUGUCACGCUCCAAGGUAGUCACACCACGACGCUCAGGAGUUUAGAUGGAAGUGACCGAAAUUAAUUUUUCUGACGAAGAACUUCUAUUGAUUGCGGUAUUGUUAGAUGAUGAUGAAGCGAAACCUACAGGAAGAAGAAAAUGGGUGCACCCUUCUUUGCUUUGUAGAGCAACGGAUGAAACUAAAUUCUUUCAGUACUUCAGGAUGUCCAGGGAACAGUUCGAAAUACUGCUUUCGAAAAUUGGGAGUGACUUGAAGAAACAGAACACCACAUUUCGCGCAGCUAUUUCACCAAGAGAGAAAUUAGCAGUUUGUUUAAGGUUCCUAGCCACUGGGGACUCAUUUCGAACCAUAGCAUUCAGUUUUCGACUAGGGUAUUGUAUGGUUCAGAAUGCAGUUCAUGGAGUUUGCAAAGCUAUUGUAAAAAAUAUGUUGCAGGAAGUAAUGCCUACUCCAACAAAAAAUGAGUGGGAGAGAAUUGCAAGAGAAUUUUGGGAUCAGUGGCAGUUUCCCAAUUGUUUAGGAUCUUUGGAUGGAAAACAUGUUGUGAUAGAGGCUCCUCAAAAUUCUGGUUCCCUCUACUUCAAUUACAAGAAAACAUUUUCAAUAGUUUUAUUGGCACUUGUUGAUGCUAAUUACAAAUUUAUAGCAGUAGACAUUGGGUCUUAUGGACGGAGUAGUGAUGGUGGAAUAUUUUCCACUUCAAAGCUUGGAAGGCGUUUAGAAAUGGGAACUCUAGACAUUCCAGAAGAUGCACUGCUGCCGGGAACACAACAACUGGCUCCAUACGUAAUUGUUGGUGAUCCGGCCUUUCCAUUAAAAAAAUACUUGAUGAGGCCCUUCCCUGGUCUACAAGUCGAAAACCGUAUCGAGAGACGCAUUUUCAACUACAGGUUGUCUCGCACCCGUAGGGUUGUUGAAAAUGCCUUUGGAAUUCUGACACAAAAGUUUAGAAUUUACAACAGAAGACUGAAAUUAGCGCCUAAAUAUGCUGAAAAGGUGGUUUUAGCCACGUGCAUUUUGCACAAUUUCAUUCGCGCAGGAACGGCUGCAACGCCUUUGAAUGAUGAUCAGAUAAUGGCAGGUAAUUUGACGGACUUAUCGAGACAAGGUGGAAAUUGUUCAACAGUAGCUUUUGAAAUAAGAGAGAUAUUCACAAGAUUCUUUAAUUCAGAACAAGGUUUCGUCCCUUGGCAACACAAUAUGAUUUAAACAAGUGUAUUUCUAACUGUAUUUGUUUGAUGCUAAUAAAGUGAUUAUUGAAAGUUA